UAGUGCAAGUGGCUCUAACCAGUUUGUUACACUAACUGUCUUAUUUUUCGUUAAUAAUCUAAACUAUAAUAUUGUUGUUAAUAUUUUACAUAAUUAAAGCAUUAAUUGUGUGUGAUUUUUAGAUAUUUUAAAAGGAAAGAAAAAGUCGUAUCAUUUAUUUGCUUGAUCCAUGUGAAACCAUAAAAUUACGAGAACCAAUUUGGUUAAAAACAUUCUUCAGUAAUCAUGAAAACCUUAAUAAAGUUAUUCCUACUAGCACUAACAGUAGGAUUAGCUUUGUCAAGACAUUCAAUUCCUGUGCAAAUUGAAAUUACGACGGAUUACGAAGAAAGUGCAGUAUUGUGUUCCACAAAAUGUACUGAAGGAAUUUCAAAUGGCAAUGUAUUGUUUGACGAGAACACAAAAUAUGGGUAUGUGUUCAGCGGUAAGACCACUAUUAUCGCUCCGACCGGCACCGACGAGGGUAUAUCAGAAGUAUCGAUCAGAGGAAGAGCCAAUAUCAUCGGGACACAAAAAUGUGGCGCCAUCCUUUAUAUUAAGCAUAUUGAAAUAACUCAAGGAGGAUCGAAGACUUAUGGCCAAGGCGACUUAAAGGAACUAGAAGGCAAUCCAAUUCUGUUUUCUUAUAAUAACGGAAAAAUCGGUCAGAAUUUCUGUUCAUUACCACAUGAGUCUACCGCCUCGUUGAAUUUAAAACGAUCAAUUCUAUCAGCAUUGCAAGUGUCGUCGGUACAAGAAAAUCAAAAAAAUCUUUUUGAGACUGAUAUUCAAGGGACGUGCAAUACUACAUACUAUCCAUGGACAUCGUCGGACUCGCAAUUUACAAUAACGAAGGAAAAAGAUCUCACAAAAUGCACAGGACACGACAAAAUAAAUUUGUUGGGAUUGUCAUCGGCACAAUCGUAUCCGAUUUAUAAAGAUUCUCCGUUCUCAACAGCCGUUCAAAGUUCUGAAUUCAAAAUAAAAGAGUCCACAUUAGUAUCGGUCGCCAACAAAGAGAUUUUCCUCUAUCAACCGCUUAGUGCAAUCGAUGUAGUAACUAAAAUCAAGGUUUCCAUGACCAUACAAUUAGCGAAAAUGUCAACGUUUCGCCCUCCGGAUUUAAGCCGUCUGUCAAAAUGCCGAUCUAUUAUGUUUGAAAACCCAACUGCAAUGAUUGGAUCGGCAGAUACGGACGCGUUAAUUGCUGCAACCAAAUUGGCUUUGACUAAACUCGAGCCAAUAGUCGACAUGGACGGUGCUAAUAGUUUUUCAAAUUUAAUACAAUUAUUAAAAGUGGCAAAGAAGGACGACAUACUUUCUGCGUUCCAGAUGAUAAAGAGCGGUAACGUUGGAUUUGAGGAUACCAACGUAGCGGAGGAAAUUUUCAUAGAUGCACUAAUGGCUGCUAAUAGUGGUGAAUCUAUUGAAGCUGCUGUAGAACUCAUAGAUAGUAAACAGUUAAGCGAUUCAUUAACAAUUUCGUGGUUUAAUAACUUGGCAAACGCAAAAAAUCCCACCAAAGAGGCAGUGGUCAAAGCAUCAAGCUUGCUCAAUGACAGAGCUCUAAAAGAGGGCUAUCUUGGAGUUGGCGCUUUGUUAAGACAAUACCUACAAGACACUCAGGAUUUUAAUAGUCCUGAAGUAGUAAAUACUUUAAAUAAUUUGGGAAAUCCGUUAAAGAAAGUGGGCUAUGGUUCAUUAUCAGCUAACGACGAAGAUUUAAUUAUUGCUAGUCUAAGAAGUAUCGGCUAUGUUCAAUAUAUAAAUAGUGAUCUAGAAGAUUUGAUUAUUCAGAUUACUAUGGAUAAAAAUACUAUUCAAAGAAUUAAAGCAGCAUCAUUAGCUAUGCUUAAAAUCUAUGCUAAAAAUUCAAAGGUGGAGAAAGCUUGUGAAAACAUUUUUACCGAUACCUUGGAAGAUUCCGAAUUACGUAUUUUAGCGUUCAAAGUAUUUGCCAUUAAUCCAACCAACUCUAAAGCAUCUGUUAUAAAAGAUGUAUUAGAUGACAAAAACACCCAACUUCAAAUCCGAGCUUACUUACUCAGCUACUUGAGUAACUUGCAGACUACGACAGAUGAAGAUAAACUAGACCAAAAACAGUUUUAUGAAGGCAUUAUGAUUAAGUCAUCAAAAAAACCACUCAAUGAUAUUUUACGUUACUCGCAGAAAUUGGAGUAUUACCAUCAAUGUCCUCUACUACAUAGUGGAUUUUUGUUGGACGGAGAAGUUAUUUAUUCAUAUAAAACAUUUUUGGCACGGUCUUCUUCUGCAUCACUUAAAACGUACAUGUUUGGACGUAAAUAUGAUGUUUUUGAUAUUGAUGUCCGUUUUGAAAAUUUGGAACCACUACUGGAAAAACUAUUUGGACCCGAAGGAUAUUUUGCAAAAAGUAAAGGAUCUACUUUUGAUGAUGUUAAAAAUUAUGUAACUCAGGCAAUAAAUUAUGCUAAGAAUAGUGUAGAUUCUGAAUCAUAUUCUAAACAAGACUGUGAAAAUAUUCCUGAAGGAGAAAUGAAAAAAAUGUAUAUUGAUAUUGCACUUAAAUUAUUCGGAAAUGAUCUUGGUUGGUUUACAUUCCAAGGAAAUGAAUGUCAAAUUACUUAUCAACAUAUAAUUGAUGCUAUACUUAAAAAUUUUGAUAGUUCUAUAACUGAAAAAAAGAGCAUAGAACUGAAUAUAAGGAAACAAAUACCAAUCGUCGAUUUCGAAAAUAAGUACGCAACAUGUUCCGGACUUCCAAUAUCCUUAAAAAUCCAAGCUACGUCAGCUAUUAAAUUUGAUAUAGCUACUACGUUUGAUUUAGAAAGUUAUUUUAAACAUCCGGAAAAUUCAAAUUUUGCACUCAAACUUAUACCUAGUGGUUCACUUGAUUUUAACUCUUUAUUGACAAUCGAUGGAUAUACUGUUGAUGUCGGAUAUAAAAUAUCAUCCUCACUCCAUACUUCCACAGGAUCCGAUGUUUCGUUAGAGACGGUUCAAAAUCGAGGUUUCCAAAUAGUUUAUGGACUUCCUUUGGAUGUUAUGGAUAUACUGACUAUAAAAUCUGGAGCUUAUUCAAUAGUACAAGAAAAGGGAAGUCAAUCGGUUGAAACACCUCUUUCGUCUACAGAUGUUGAAACGCAAUCAUAUACAAGAACAUUUGAUGAAUUUAAGGAUACUUCAGGGUUAUCGUUUUACAUUAAUUAUGAUUGUCCUUGGAAUGGAGAAUUAAAAUCUUUACUACCAUUUUCUGGUCCAUCGUCAUUUUCUUUAAAAAUUUUGAAAGUUGAUGAAAAUUUAACUAAAUAUGUUGUGAAAGGAAAUUACAACUUUAACUCAACAACCGUAAAAUAUAUUAAGUUCGUAUUUGUUACACCGGAUGCAAACAUCAAACGUGGUUUGGAGUUACUCUUCGUUUAUGAUACUAAAGUACAUAAAAAAAUAUUAGCAGAGUUUAAAACUCCAUUCACUAAAAAAAUUCUGCAAGGUACAUUAGUUGAUUCCAAUGAACAAAAAACCAUAGAAAUUAAAUAUAUCGAUGGUUCUCAGCACAUUUUUAAUGCUGGAGUAAAAUGUGAAAAAGUGGAUGAUGAAACAAUAAAAUAUUCACCAAUAUUCGAAGCUAAAUACUCUACAGGAGUGAACACUAAAAAACACAGACAUCAUCUUAUACCUGCGUUUGACAUAGAAGGGUACGUUCUCGUGAAACAUAAUAAUACGAAUCCUGAAAGUAAUUAUCCAACGAAAUUAACUUUAAGAGACAUUGCUGUUGUUACUACAAAGAGCAGACAUUCUUUACAAGGGUCGUUUACUUUUGAAAACAAUGAAAUAUUAGGGGAUGUUAGUUUAACUGCUAAUAGUCUUACUAUUAAUAUGGAGGGACUUCUUAGUGGAGAUUAUCCGAUUUUCAAAAUGAACUUAAAUUUAAAUAUGACUAAAAACGAACAAGCCGAUCAGCAAUUGGAAACUGAUGAAAGCUAUGAUGAUAAACCAAGUUCCAAAUUCGUAGCUUUACUACGCAAAGUUAAGACUUUGAAUUUACUCACAUCCCAUGAACUUCACAUUGAAGCACCAUAUGUAUUCUUAAGUAAACAUUAUAUCCGCUUGGACGAUGAUUAUUUAGAAGCAAACUGUGACAUACUAAUUGAAAACAAUGAACCCACAAUAUACGGAAAUAUUUCGGCUUCCAAUGUUCUCGAUUUGGCAUUUAAUGGUAAUAUCACUGUUCUGCCGAUAACUGAAGACACGGGACUAUUUAUUCGUGGAAUUUUAGAAAAUUCUCUUGUUUCGGACUCAUCAAAUACUGGAUAUAGAGAUUUUAAAUAUGUUCAAAAUAAGAAUAUAGAAGGUAGUUAUUUUGAAUUUAAUUCAGAAUAUCCGCAAACAUUUGGAAAAUAUCAUAUUAAUACAGUACAACAGUUUACGGAUGAUUUUUACAAGUAUACUCUUCAUUAUGAUAUCCACGAUGGUUCCACAUUUAUGGCCGACAUAAAUGUUUUAAAAGAUGAUAUUUCUUGUAAUAUUACCUAUGAUUCACCCAAUCCUGAAUAUAAUUCUUAUAUGAUAGUACAUGGUUGGUUAGAAACAAGAAACACGUAUGCAAUCAAUACAAAUGUCUUAUGGCCUGGUGAUCAAAAUUCAAACUAUUUGAAUGCAACUGGAAAAAUGCUUUUGAACGGACGUCAAAUCCACAUGAGUGGAAACAUUGAUUUUCCAUUAGCACAUUUGGUAAAUGUCCAUUUAUCAGUAAAAAGUAAACCUGACCCCGAAAUUGAAGAUGGCGGAUUUGCUACAGUUCGCUACAUAUCUAAUAAUCAAGUUUUAUUAUCUGAAAAGUUCAAGUAUAAAUUAACACUAAACGAUGGUGAAUUUUAUGUGUUUGGAGAGAGUAUUCCCAAUGAAUCACAAAAUGUCAAACCUAUUAAUUUUGAAAUAAUAUACAAAAAUUACACUGAUGAACAAUACUCUACUGGAAAACAAAUCGGGUACAAAAUUGAACUGGAACAAAAUAAUCAGCAAAUUCUAUACCAAAAACAUUUGGAAGUCACUAAUCACACGCUUAACUUAAGACACCUACACAAAAUAGAUGAUGACGAACAAAACAUAAAUAUGAACUUAGAAUAUGAUAUAAUAAGUUUAUUCGACUGGUCUUAUAAUUUAGUAUUUAAAGUAAAUUCCUCGAGUAUUUUUCAUUAUUUUACUAAUGAUGACCAAAAUGUAUUAGAAUUUAGAUCUUAUAAAAAAAUUGGUAAUUACUCAUUAGAUGAAGAGCAUUCUCUUCAAAUUUAUUCAUCAGACGUUUUAACUGACUUGUAUAAAAUUAAAUGGUUUACAAACUAUGAAAAAACAGCAUUCAAGUUUUUGUAUAAGCAACGAGAAAUAAGAGGAUUAGCGCAUUAUAGCUUAGGCCAUAUAAAUGGAGGAUAUCAUUUGAAUUAUGCGGGCCAAUUGUGGUUAGACUAUCAAAAAGACUCAGAUUCUGAAAGCUCCUUGUCAAUCAAUAGUUACUAUUCACUUGAGGAUGGACUUUCUGCAGCCAGUGACAUAAAAAUAUAUGUACCAUUAUUUAAUAACAAGGUAAUGGGUGUCAAAACCGAUGUUCGGAUGUUAAAGAGCUGGGAAAAUCCUUUGAAAAUACUAUUAGAACUUGACAUUUUCUCUUCUACAAAGCAAACAUUAAAACUUCAUACUAGUUUGAACAGAGACAUUCAAGAUAGUGGAGUUUUAUAUUCUGCCUUGUUAGAAGCUGAAAGCGAUGGAAUGAAAUUGGAUUAUGCUGUCAAAGAUUCUUUGUAUAUUUCAAAUGAAAAAUGGGGAAAAUAUUUAGAUGUACGUUUCAUUGACUCGAAUAAUACUGUUAAGCCUAUUCAACUACAUUUUGAAUUAGUGCCUAAAGGAUUUACUAAUAAAAUUAAUAUUUUUGAUAUUGCCGUGAUCGAUGUCGAUUCGUCAAUUAUGGUCAAAGACGGAGUUUUGAAUACACGUUCAAACAUACAUUACAAUGAACGUCCAUAUUCCUUUGAAUUGUCGUUAACCGCAAAUCCAAGUUUCAAAUUCAUAAUGGGAUGGGAAGAUAAAAUGGGAAGUCAAGAACAGCUGAUAGUCGACGGUUCUAUUGUUAUGGAUGAAUCGGCCGUUAUUAGUGCUACUCGUGUUCAAAACAAUGGCAAUGACGUUAUGCCUGUGGGAUACGUAAAAAAAUCCUUAAACGAAGAAAAUUGGUGGGAAACAAAUAACCAUUUGAGUACAGAUCAAACUAAUGAAAUUUGGCAAUCAUUAAAGGGACAAUUUAUUGAAAUAUUUAUAAAUGUACACAGUAAUAUGAAAAAUAUAAUUGAUGUUGCCAAACGACAGCGUAGAGUACGCUUCCACGAAGCAAGAAAAGCUCAACCACAAUAUCGUGCAUUGGUAAAUUAUACGCGCGACGAGUUUAACCAAAUACUUCAAGAAGUAUCGAAUGAUGAUUAUAUACAACAAGUACCAAUGUUGAUACAAAAUUCCAUAGAAGCCGUAUUUUCCGAUGUUAUUGAUUUUAUUGAUCAUAACGGUCACUACUUCAGAGAUUCGAUUAGAUAUAUAAAUAGAAAAAUGGGAAAUUAUUUAAAGAAAAUAUACAUGUAUUAUUCAGAACAAGUAAACAUAUUCAUGGAUAAAUUGGAGCGUGAUAUUGAUGAAUUAAUCGACCAAGUGAAGCUUACUUUACGUGACUUAUUAAGACAGUUAAAUCUAUAUACUGACGAACCAAUGAAUGAUAUGGAAUCAUCAGAACCUCGUUCGGUUAAAGAGUACUAUGAUAGUGUUAUGGAUAAACUUAUGAAAGCAAUCGAGGGACUUGAAGAUAAAAUAAAUAACCUUAAAGACUUAGCAGAAGAUUAUAUCAAGAGUUUAUCGAUUUAUGACCAGUUGCAAGAUAAAAUUGAAGAAUUAAAAUCAUAUCCUUUCAAAGAAAAAUUAUGGGAGGAAAUACACAAAUAUUUGCAAGAACUAGAAAUGUCAGCUCCAACUAUAGAUUUUGCUAGUUUUAUCAAAGCUUUAGAUAAGUACAUAAAUAAUGUCAUUCAUGAUAUACCGGUGAGCCAGAGAGAGAUAAUAACCUUAAGGAAUAGAGGACUUAUAGUUGUGAAGUCAUUGAUAUUUGAUUUCUCCAAUUACGUGGAUCACGAGAGAGCAAUGAAUAUUUAUAAUGCAUUGCGUAAACUUACUAACUUUUGCCAGACUAUUCUUCAUAUAGCCUCACCGAACACAUUCCCAUAUCCAACCAAUGAUAAACCUUUAUUAUUCGAAUUCAAUGAAUAUAAUAUGCAGUUGUAUCAUAAAUAUGCGAAUCCGUCGAAUUUAAUACCACCGUACGAUGUCCAAAGUGUUAUUAUCGACUCCACCAAUAUAAUCACGUACAAUGGUCAACCCUACAGCUUUAUGCCAAAUACUGGAUGUUAUACGUUGGCUGAGGAUUAUGUAAACAACAAAUUUUCAAUACUUGCCUAUUACGAGAAUAACAUUUUAACAAAAUUAUCGAUUUCAACAUAUAAUGGCGAAACAUACGAACUACUUUCUGGAGGAAGUGUCACUGUAAAUGGUAAAGAUGCUGAUUUUCCACUUACAAAUGACAAUUUAAAAACCUGGAAGGAUGUUUAUUACUUUGAAAUCGACAUUGCUGUUGGUGUCAGUAUUAAAUGCACUUUGGAUUUCAACAUUAUUCAAGUAUUUAUUAAUGGAUACUAUUAUGGUCAAGUGCGUGGUUUACUAGGAUCAAUGUAUCAAGAACCUAAAUUUGAUUUCAAACUUCCUAACGGAGAAUUAUCCGAUGACAUGGCAUCGUUUUUGUCGGCGUACAGACAAUCUGGAAACUCCGAACCGACUAACAUCGAUUUACUGCUAACCGAUCAACCACUAUGUUCCAGCUUAUUUUCAGGAAAAUCUUCUUUAAAACCGUUUUUCCAAGCUAUUUCACCAACAGCGUAUAGAACGAUUUGCAAUCAAAUCGUUUCUUCAGCUACAUCUGAGCAAGAUAGUUUGGAUAAGGCUUGUUUAGUGGCAAAAGCUUUCGUAAGCACGGCCAGACAAAACUUUAUGUCAAAUUGUGAUAUUCCAGAUAUGUGCAUAACGACAUCGAUACACGAAAGAACGAUAGACGCGACGACGAAUGUCCAAAUAUCUGAACCAAAUGACGUAGCAGAUGUAAUGAUUUUGUUCGAAGAGGCCGUAGAAAUUGAACAAACAUUUUCGAAAAUAUUGAAUCCUUUCAUAAAAAAACUUACAAGCAAUUUUAACAGAAAAGGAAUAAAUGACGUCAAAUUUAUUUUUGUUGGAUACUCUGGAAAAUGUACAGAUUCUGAAGUGCAUAUGUAUACAACUAAUGGUGAAAAUGGCUAUACACAAAUAAUGAGUAACAUGCCGGAAUGGACAUCAGACGCUCAGACUACCACUGCUGACGAUGACGUAGAAACAAGUAGACUGCAAUCUCAGAUGAUACAUUCAUUUAAAAAAGUUAUGGGUCAAAAUUCAAAAGACAAAGCGUACAAACUUUCGGCCGACUAUCCAUACAGAGCGAAUGCUAUUAAAGUCGUCUUGUCUGUCGCACAAUCUCUAUACGAUGCCCAAAGUCCCGUUAUAGGCGUAUCUCAGUACACGUUCAACUACGUAACGUCAUGGUAUACGAAACAAGGCAUUUCCUUUUACCUGAUUGCUCCCAUCAAUUUGAGUGAUAAUUCGGAUGAUGAAAUAUUCGGAGCGAGUGGUGUGAACACCAUUUACACACUUUCGUCGCCGAAUGGUAAAUCCAGCGACUAUGAGUAUACUUAUAACAAAUCAUUAGAGACAAAUUUGGUGUUAAUGACAAGUGGUACCAUGUAUGAUCCACGGAUUUUCACCCAAACCACGAAUUCACAAUUAAAGAUUUUCUUGCAUUCGAUAUGCAAGACCAUAGUAGAUAUGUCCGUUAGUAAUUCAGUGGUCGAGAAAAGUUGUUCUAGUUCAUUAUAUAACGGAGUGAUGCCAUACGCGAAAUGCGUUGUCGUCAUGAAUUGAUCUAUGAAAAACAUGCAGAGUUAUACAAAGUGUUACAAAUACGCACGUAUUUUGGUCAAAUACUCAAAUGAAAUAUUUAAACCAACAAUUAUAUAUUAUUUUUUAAAUCAAAAAUAUGUAUUACCAAAAAAAAAAAAAAAAUGUUAAAAAUUAUUAUAAUUAUUAUUAAAUUAGUAUUACUGUCAUAGUAGUUAUUACUAUUAUAUUUGUUAAUUAUUAUUACAUACUAUUAAAAAAAAAUAAAAUAUUUAAACGGCAUUGAAAA
Molecule: messenger RNA, 9253 nt
Organism: Rhopalosiphum padi (bird cherry-oat aphid)
Lineage: Eukaryota; Metazoa; Arthropoda; Insecta; Hemiptera; Aphididae
Gene: apolpp
Product: apolipophorins
Exons: 46
Coding region: 226-8988 (2920 amino acids)
Biological process (GO): lipid transport
Molecular function (GO): lipid carrier activity
Source: RefSeq, a predicted model, not a curated record